This is a messenger RNA of Bemisia tabaci, 5563 nucleotides long. Its product is annotated as ras-related and estrogen-regulated growth inhibitor. The record is from RefSeq and is a predicted model, not a curated record. Gene Ontology annotation, molecular function: GTP binding; GTPase activity. NCBI's taxonomy places the organism in Eukaryota, Metazoa, Arthropoda, Insecta, Hemiptera, Aleyrodidae.
UAAGCCAGUUUUUCUUCCGACCGUUUUCGUGGAUUCAUGUUCAACAGACUCUCGCUCAACAGUCAACAAAUAACGCGGUUGUUAAGUGUUUACUUUUGGCGCUAGUGGAGGCUUUCCUUUUAGCUAAAUGUUUUGCCGAUUAAUUUCGGGGGCAUCAUACAUCGGCACCAGUUUCAACAAGUGAGGGCUCGCUUGGAAAACAAUCUUCAGAUGAGGACAACUUUCUCGCAUCUCGAGUUGCUCGUGAUUUGUUUGUAAAGCACACAACGUUUGAUCACCGCGUGGAUCAGAAACGAAAAAAGUACAACUAACGUAAACAAAUUGCAAAAAAAAAAAAAAUUGAAUAGUUUGAUUGUCUUCUGUUUAUUAGCAUUUCUUUUGUGCUGACUUAAGACAAAAAAGUGAUUGUGCGUUUGUUUUUAAAUGUGUGUCAUUGUGUCAAAAAUGUUCGUUUUGAUUGAAAAAUGGCUUUUAAAAUAUAUCGCUGAUAUUUAAUAUAAGUUUAUCAAACAUGAUAAGUGUAAUGUUGUUGUCAAUACAUGCGAUACAUUGAAAUAGUACAAUUUGUGAAUUCUCACUUUUGACAUUACAUCAACUCAUAAAUUUUUUAGGAAAAUAGUCAUACGAUUCAAAUUUUUACUGUGAUAAUUGAUUUGAAAAGGCAUAAGUGUAAUUUCAGUUCUGCAAUUCAUCUGUGCACUCGUUGGUCGUCGGUUUUGAAUCUGAACUGAAAGUUAUCAAAGGUUUGCGUUCCUUCAGAUAGCACGUUGUUCAGUUUUCCUAUAAUACAUUUGGAAGGCCCCGCCGCAAAAAAAAAAAUCGAAUUCGAAGAGGAAAUUCAUACGGCGAAAAUCUUGCAGUUCCUGUGAUAUAGUGUGCAAAUUUCAAAUUUUUCGAGACAUUCAUCCAAAAAUCUAGCAAAAUUUUUCAAAUGACUUCGAACGCCAUCAAGGGCAUUCGACGGAAAAAGUCGACGCUCUCUGAAGUGAAAAUUGCCAUUGUUGGAGCUCCUGGAGUCGGAAAAAGUGCUUUGACUGUUCGAUUCAUCACAAAGCGGUAUAUAGGAGAAUAUGACCAUCAAUCAGAUUUGAGGUACAAGCACGAAGCAAUGGUUGAUGGGGACGCCAUUAUUUUUGAUCUACUUGACUCCUGUCCGAAGACUCUUGACGAGGUGCCAAGUUCGGAAACAUUAAACUGGGCCGACGGUCUCGUGCUGGUGUACGCCAUCACCGACCGAAAUUCGAUUAAUUACAUCAAGAGGGUCAAACUUAUGCUCGGAUCCAUCGACUUGCCCACCGUUCUCAUCGCCAACAAAGGGGAUUUAAUUCACCUCCGACAGAUCUCCACCGAGGAAGGUGAGAAUUUGGCGAGAAGCUUUGACUGCUGGUUCAAGGAAGUAACAGCGGCAGAGCAAGUUUCCCAGAUAGCCGACGUUUUCCACGAAUUAUGCAGGGAGAUCUUGCAGAUCCGAAAGAAGAACAAACAAUCGCUCCUGGACAGAAUGCUCGGCGGGAAAACCGUGGUGCGGACUUAUGCGCGCGGCAAAAGUGAUAGCGCACUUCCGAAGGAGCGGAAUAACGAUUGAUACUCCGAUGCAAAGUCUGCCGUGCUAAGGAAGAACGCCGUAUGAACAUUCGAGAGUUGCCAAAUUUCCCUGGAUGAAACAUGUAUUUUUGACAACAUUCAUGCGUAUUUUUCCUUGAAAUUUUCAGUUAUUUUAGAGUAAAUCGCGUAGGUACAACAUUGUCUGAAAAUUUUGGAAAAUAAUAUUCGCAAUUUGCCCAGUUAGCUCGGUUUUUAUCGAAGGAAACUUGGCAACGUCUGAAGGCUUUUACGGCGUUCUUCCUAAGUACGGCAGAAGUGCGCUCCUUCUUGCAUUAUUCUCCGGUUCAGCAGUAACGGACACCUUUCAAUGGUGUCAGAAGACAGUUGCGGACUCACUAUCAGUGGCAUGUGCUUACACAGAGACGUUGUCAGGGACUCGUCGUGGUGACAAAGAAAAACAUGUAUCAUCGCAGCAUUGCGGUGGUUCAAAAUUCCCGUCUUUUUUAUAUUUCUUAGUUCCCCUCACGAAAGAAUGUCGAAAGAAUGUUUUCAAUGCUGCCUAAUUUCCUAGCGCAAAUUGGUUUUCUCACCAGGAGAUUUUUGGGGAAUUUCCAGCUGAAAGUUACGCUGAUUUCUCUCCUGAUCUCGUACGAAAAUUAGACAAAUUUUCAAUGAAAAUUGCGGAUGUUUUUUUCUUGUAAAAAAUUGAAUUUUUAAAUCAAUUUUGCAACCUUGGAAGAGCCCCCUUCAUCUGGGAAACGACGAGUUUAUCAAGUAUCGCCCAAUAUUUUUGAAUUCGAGUCUCAGAGGAAAUUUUUUGGCUCUCAAAAAAGAAGAAUGUUGACUUUACUAAGCAAAUCACGCACUAUUUCGUAGUAUAAUUAUAAUUGGUUACCAUUCAAAAAUUUAGAGUGUGAAAGGAAAACUGCAAUGUCACAGCCCAACAGAGGUACUCGUGAUUCAAUAUCCAGUCCAUUUCGGAAGGAAACAGGAGAGAGUAGGUGAGAAAAAGGAUAAGUUUACCUUCUACUAGAGCGACUUAAUUUUCAAAAUUUCACGAACAGUCCCAAUAAAUUAUAGCUUUCCAGUGGACUAAUAAGGCUAUGGGUUUAAUAUCGAAAGCCUCUUGAGUAAGAGCCUUCCAUACCGACGAUUCAAACUGGAUCAUUGGGUUUACCUAACGCAUUCUGCACUACUUCAUCUUAAGUUAAUGAGGCAUAAGUUUUUUAAGGUUUUUCUUGUUUCACCCUGCUUAAUCGAGUCAUUGUUAUUUUUUCAUUUUGCCAUUUAAGACUGCAGGGCUCUGAAUUAUUUUGCAUAGCUUCUAGUAGGUACCCCAGUCUUACAUGUGCUCUGUAUGUUCCACCUAUAUUAUUCAGCCCCUCUUUUGUACUUCUGAACAGGAUAUUUACAGAUGCCAUGGAUGAAACAUUUAAAAAUAUAUACCUAUUAAUAGUGAAAUACAUAUGGGGGGCUUGGAAGGCAAGUGGAAUAAGUGCAUUCUUUUAAAAAUUGAGAUAUUGUUGAUUUCAACUAAAACUAGUCUAAAAAUAUAUUCUUAAGUUCACCAUGAAAACCCAAUUUUUAGACACUAGAAAGAGGGUUUGAAAUGUCUUUCCGCUAUGAGGAUCCAUGUAAUUUUGAAACUUUCAACACGUAUCUAUUUCUUGAAAUAGCAAAAACUGCACGUAUAUCCCACUUGUCCUCCAAGCCGCUCAGUUUAGGUACCUACGUACAGAUUAGUACCUUUCACAAGGAGAAUUCUAUAGUAAUAUGCAUAAUAUAAUAGCUGCUAUAAGUAUACAGUACCUUUGUAAGGAACAUUCUACAAGGUAGCAUAUCUUGUUCAUCUAAAUACCUACAUUAAGUAAAUUGCAUGGUUUAGAAGUUUUGAAAAUUUACUGAUUAUUUAAACUUGUGUUAAGUAGGAAAUGUGUAUACGCCUUAUCUGCCCAAUUUAUCACAAAAUUUUUUCUUGUUCUAAGUCACUUCUUAAAAUGCUCCUAAAAAUUUUAGUCCAGUUGAUCUAGCAUUGUUCUGGAAAAAUCAAUAUGUAGAAGGUUUCUGUGCGAGAACUUGUUGUAAUACCACAGCAACAUGGGUCUGUAACAAAAGUUUACCGGAAUCGGCUGACAAGCAAGCGCACUGUGUUUGGUGCAAUGCGUGAAGUAUUCACGCACUCUUGUAGGCGCUAAUUUGCGCCGGCCAGCGCAUGCAGCGACCGCAACUGAGUUUUGCGCAAUGCGUGAAGUAUUCCUGCAGUCUUGUAGGCGCUCAUGUGCGAUCUGCUCCAGCUGGCGCGCAGCAGCCGCACUAUGUUUGGCGCGAUCAGAAACGAUGAUACAACAUUAGAUUUGAAAGAAACUGUUGAAACAGAGAAUAAAUAAUAAUUUUGUAGGAUGACUGGGUAAAAUUAAUGAAACGGUUCAUGCAGAAUGCAGACAAAAAUAUUCAAAUAAUGAGUCUGUCUAAAGUUAAUGUAAAUGAAAACAAGAAGUAGCAGAUGCUAAUGCGAGUACAGUUUCACCCGUGAAAAAGAGACUAACACCGGGGGAAAAUUUUGACGCGUAGAGACAGCGUUUAUUUUACCAGUAAAGAAUUGCACAGAGGAGUUUGAAAAGGAAAUAUGCAUGCAGAUUGCCCGCAGCAAUCAGAUAAUUCAAAUGUGACUGUUUAAUGGGUUCAGUUGUCGUGCACGUAAAUCAGCAGUGCUUUAACGCAAAAUCGCAAAAGGAGAUUUUGUCGUCCUCCCCUCUUUCUUUUUUGCUCACUGGUAACAAGCUCAAGUAACACCGUAAGGAGGAAGAGGGGAGGGUUAAGAUGAGCUAGAUCAUUUAUGUCGCAAAAUCAAAAUUUCAUUUUUCUUGAACUGAUUACAUUUUAGAUCCGCUAUCAUACCUUGUAAAAUUUAUACAACUCAUAAGUACUUUUUUAACCUGAUUUCCUGUCGAUCUAUUACGGAGUCCGAUUAGUUUGAAGUAGAUUCUGAGAAAAUUAUUUCAUUUUCCAAUUGUUUUCAACUUGGUGGAAGAAUCAGCAUAAACCAUGGCAAAUAAGCGAGGCGCGAUACAGCGCGGCCAAGCCGAGACUCGCCACCGUAUACAGCAGCCGCCAUUGGGUCGGACCGCAUAGUUAUCCAGGGGCGGACCCCUUAGUAAAAUACUAGGCACUGCUCCUUUGAAAAUUUUAUGCUCUUCGAUUUCAGCGAGGGCAAUUUUUUUCCUCAGACUCGCCGUUUUUAUAAUUGUAGAUUUCGUGGGAAAAGCGUGAAUUCUAGCAAAAGUCGACUUUCCUAAUUGGACAAAACUACCGCCAUCUCAUAAACUGGAGGUAACAAGUUAAUAAAUGUACACACUGUUUCUAAUAGGAAAUUUUGUGCUCUUUACAAGAGGUAUGACAUUAUCCCGUGAGAUUGAUUCUUUUGAGAAAAACCGGUCGCCAGCGGCGUAUUUUGGCUAAUCAGCCCGACUUUUUUCGAGAUGGUGGCCUUAGCGGACAGCUAUAAUUCUGGUACCUAAACUUUCGCUAUGUUGUUCUGGUGGUCGAUUGCAACAUGUUCAUGCAAAGAAACCUUCCACAUAUUGAUUUUUCCAGAUUGCACUUUUUUAGUGCUGUAAUUUGAUGGGACUAUUUCAGAAAGGCCUAUUUUAGCAAGACUGAAUUUAUCUGUCAUUAAACUUUUUAAAUCAAGAGAUAAUUCCUCAAACCGAGAAAGUAAUGAUGGAUUUUUUGAUAAGACAUUUUCACAGCUAUUAGUAAAAGUUUCAGAUAAAUAUUUCUAGAAAUGAGGCAAAGUACGAUUCUCAACUAGAAGAUAGGCUUAUUUUAAGUUAUACUUUUUUGUACGUAUAUUAAAUGGUAUAAAGUGAAAACGAUUGUGUGUAUUUUUGCUCUAUUUAAUCCUCCUGUCUCAACCACUAUGGCACAGGGUAGUGAUGUAACUUGAUGAGUUGAAUGUGAAAUGGGCAUAAGUUGCAAAAUUUAUGUUUUAAAUAAAAAACGAGCAUAAUGAGUCAAA